Molecule: messenger RNA, 2284 nt
Organism: Silurus meridionalis
Lineage: Eukaryota; Metazoa; Chordata; Actinopteri; Siluriformes; Siluridae
Product: G-protein coupled receptor 6
Exons: 2
Coding region: 781-1788 (335 amino acids)
Biological process (GO): G protein-coupled receptor signaling pathway
Cellular component (GO): membrane
Molecular function (GO): sphingosine-1-phosphate receptor activity
Source: RefSeq, a predicted model, not a curated record
AAAUGACCCAAUUAAAACAAAAAAGAAAAAAUGCAGGCUGCUCUUUUUACCAGUCUCCAGAAGGACAAAAAAGACAUUGCAAACCAUAGUAUAGAGGACAGUCUGUUUUUGUAACAGGUGAACAUGAGGAACUGAUCUGUUUCAUAAUGUACAGGACACAUCUGGAUGAUUAUGUAUUUGUUAUGAUGAGAGAAAUAGAAAAUGAACAGAGUCUGAGUUGGGUAGCUUGGACUGAAAACGGAAAAAAACAAACAAACAAAUAGAUAGAUAGAUGAAACAAAUAAAUAAAUAAAAGAACAUGUUUUUGUUUUCACUUGCAAUGAACAGGUCACAUUACUUACACAGAGCUUCCUCCUACUAAUUAAUAUUCAUUUACAGCUAAUGCUACAAAGUGGUCCAGGAAACCAGUUGUGUGAUAGAUUUAUAUUCGGAUGUGUCUUUGUUAUAUUGAUUAUAUGGUGUUUGUGUCUUAAAGACAGAUUUAAAAACAAUUUAUGUUCUUUAUUUCUUGGUACUCUGCCAGAGAUAGAGAGAGAGAGAGAAAGAGAGAGAGAGAGAGAGAGGGAGGUGGGUCUUGACGUCAUCCGUGUUUUUAGUGGUCUACACGGUUUCCACAAACACUUCUGGUGCUGCCUUCAGAUCGGUGCGGUCAAUGCUUUCCCUCAAAGCAUCAUAUUUGUGGAAAGCCUCUGUUUUCCAGACAAGAAGCUUUCACAGGAGGUUUUACCUGGAGGAAAAGGAUCCCAAUUGUUCUUCAUGUGAAGCGAAAGGGCUGUCAAGAUGAAUGAGAGCGGAGCAGCAAACGAGAGCGUGCCGAGUUUUCCCGUGGCUUCGUGGGUGGACGCCGGAGCCCUGAGCGGAAACAGCAGCCUCGCGCUGUCCUCCUCGUCCUCCUUGCUCCUGGAUUUUCCUAUCAACCCAUGGGACAUCAUGCUGUGCCUCUCCGGCACCGUGAUCGCAUGUGAGAACGCGAUCGUGGUGGCGAUCAUCUUUUACACGCCCACCCUGCGCACCCCUAUGUUCGUCCUGAUCGGGAGCCUCGCGACCGCCGACCUGCUCGCGGGCGUCGGACUGAUCUUGAACUUUGCGUUCCAGUACUUGAUCUCGUCGGAGACGAUCAGCUUGAUCACGGUCGGUUUCCUCGUGGCCUCGUUCACGGCCUCGAUCAGCAGUCUGCUGGCCAUCACCGUGGACCGCUACUUCUCCCUGUACAACGCGCUCACCUACUUAUCGGAGAGAACGUUGCACUGCGUGCACCUGAUGCUGCUGGGCGCGUGGGGCGCGUCGCUGGGUUUGGGCGCGCUGCCCGUGCUCGGCUGGAACUGCGUGCGCGACGCGGCGUCCUGCAGCGUAGUGCCGCCGCUCACGCGCACCAACGUGGCGCUGCUCGCCGUGGCCUUUUUCACCAUCUUCAUCCUCAUGCUCGGCCUCUACUGCAAGAUCUGCAAGAUCGUGUGCCGCCACGCGCACCAGAUCGCGCUCCAGCGCCACUUCCUCGCGCCGUCGCACUACGCCGCUACCAAGAAAGGGGUCUCCACGCUCGCCAUCGUCCUGGGCACGUUCGGUGCGAGCUGGCUGCCCUUCGCCAUCUACUGCUUAGUGGGUGAGCGCGAGGAUCCUCCCGUGUACACCUACGCCACGCUGCUCCCAGCCACCUACAACUCCAUGAUCAACCCGAUCAUCUACGCGUACCGUAACGCCGAGAUCCAGCGCUCGCUCUACGUGCUGCUCUGCGGCACAGCGCGCACCGACGCCUCCUACCGUUCCAGAUCACCGAGCGAGGUCUAAGAGGAGAACUCUUUAUUCCUUCUCUCGACUAUUCUUCAUUGUUCAUUCACCUUGACUUCACCUUGACUUGCCCACACGAAAGUGGGAACUCAAAGUUAAUGCAAUUGCACUUUACUAAGACUCGAGCCAGCCAUGAGUCGCUUUAAAUGCUGUGAACAACAGACUCUGGUGGGGGGAAAAAGCAAAGCCCCCCAACGUAAAGAACAUAUUUGAACUAUUUAUAGUGUAAAAAAUGACAACAAAAAAAACAGCACUUUAUUUAAAAGAUUUGAAAUACCAAAGCAGUAUUGUACAGCUGUUCUGUGCGUUCUGUGAUUGAUGUGAUGAAUUUUUCUAACCGUGUAACUGUUUCUGAUGUUUUUAUAUGGGAAAAAGUGUGAAUGUGCAUCUGCAGUUCUGACUCAGUAAAUUGCACACUUAAAAACUUAUGGGUGAAUACAAUUAUUUUUUCACCAUAUGAUCCCUGACACUGAAUAGUGCAACAAAAAAAAAAACA